This is a messenger RNA of Mollisia scopiformis, 531 nucleotides long. RefSeq names its product prenylated rab acceptor PRA1. Bases 1 to 531 code for a protein of 176 amino acids. NCBI's taxonomy places the organism in Eukaryota, Fungi, Ascomycota, Leotiomycetes, Helotiales, Mollisiaceae. The record is from RefSeq and is a predicted model, not a curated record. Gene Ontology annotation, cellular component: Golgi apparatus. The transcript has a single exon.
AUGUCGCGGAUACAGAUCCCCCUCGACAUCCUGACGUCGCGGUUGAAUCUUGGAGAUAGAUUCGCUGGUGUGCGAUCGACGUCGAUAAGCACACGAUUCGCCAACCUGAAGCCGAUCUCUGAGUUCCUUGAUCUCAAGAGACUGUCAAAGCCUGCAAACUUCAGCGAAAUCCAGUCAAGGGUUAACUACAACCUUGGCCACUUCUCUAGCAACUAUGCUGUCGUUUUCCUGAUGCUCAGCAUCUACAGCUUGCUGACCAACAUGCUCCUGCUGUUUGUCAUCGUACUUGUUGUAGGUGGCAUGUGGGGAAUUGGCAAGCUGGAUGGCAGAGAUCUAAGUAUCGGUUCUUUCAAAGCUACCUCGUCACAACUAUACACUGGACUGCUCGUCAUCGCAGUUCCUCUUGGGAUCUUUGCAUCUCCAAUUUCAACAAUACUAUGGCUCAUCGGCGCAAGCGGAGUGAGCAUCUUGGGACACGCCUCAUUGAUGGACAAACCGAUCGAUGAGGCUUUUUCCGGGGAGGCGGUCUAG